Aphis gossypii (cotton aphid) is the source of this 1133-nucleotide messenger RNA. RefSeq lists its product as uncharacterized. Lineage: Eukaryota; Metazoa; Arthropoda; Insecta; Hemiptera; Aphididae. The coding region runs from base 536 to 991 and encodes 151 amino acids. The record is from RefSeq and is a predicted model, not a curated record. The transcript has 7 exons.
UGAAAACAUUUUUUAUCACGGACGCUGUUUUUUACGUUGUUUACGCUUUUUAUUCUAUCUUCCAUGGCGGGUGGACCUGUUGUGUUGUUUACCUCUAACGUUUGUUGAUGUUGGUGUUCUUCUCAACGCGCGUCGGUUCCUUAAUUCUCAAGGUUUUUAGAAUAUUAUUCACAUCCCUUAGUGAAUUCUAACAUUGUUGCGGUGUUAACUUUAUUUUUACGCGCAUAAAGAUCAAAUAAGAAAUCUAACGUGUGUACCGACACCUCAAUCGUCAGUUUUUUGUUAAUGAUUUUUUAACCGAACUCGUGGUUGCUCCGGUUCGAUCACACGAAGUGUAGUCUUGACGGUUUAUCGUGUUUUACAGUUUCGCAAAUUAUCGAUAAUAUUUAGGUACCUUUGUACGCUACCUAUUUUAUGUCGAUAUCGUGAAAAACGUACGGGUGUAUAUUGUGUGUGUGUUCCACUUCCAAUACGCCGCUACAAAUCGUCUUGUUGUUUUAUCAUUUAGCUGGUUAUUCUACAUAUUAAAAUAACCAUGGAAGAAAACAAUUCUAAAUCUAUUGAGAAUGAAGUUUCAAAAAUAAACACUGAAGAAGUUAACUCUGAAAAAGUUAACAUUGAAGAAGUUAACAUUUCAGAAUAUAAUGGUAUAGAAGAAAUGCAAAAAAAUCAAGAUUGUCUAUUGGAAAAAAAACAAUUUUUACCAUAUGGUGUUGGACCAGUUGUUGAUUGUGAAAUUGAUGAUGAUAGUGAUGAACCUGAUUAUAUAAGAUAUGCAAGCAGACCAAAAAGAUUUAAAAUUCGCACAAGAAAACUAAAAACUCGACCAAAACAAAAAAGAUUUUUGCCAUAUGGUGUUGGACCAGUUGUUGAUUGUGAAAUUGAUGAUGAUAGUGAUGAACCCGAUUAUUUAAGUUAUGCUAGAAUACCAAGAUUUAACCGCAUGAAAAUUACCAGUACCUCUACAUCAAAAGAAGAUGCAGUACCAUAAAAACAAUUUGUAAAACCAUAACUUUUUAAUCAAACUUUGUAUUAAUUAUCCUAUUUUUUGUAAAAUGUAUAAUAUGUCUAAAAUACCAUUCUUAUUAUAUAUUUUUGUUGAGGUAUUUUUUACUUAUUUUGUUAGUAUUAAG